Messenger RNA from Aspergillus lentulus, 1593 nucleotides. Its product is annotated as putative glucokinase. Gene Ontology annotation, cellular component: mitochondrion; cytosol. Gene Ontology annotation, biological process: intracellular glucose homeostasis; glucose 6-phosphate metabolic process; carbohydrate phosphorylation. The record is from RefSeq and is a predicted model, not a curated record. NCBI's taxonomy places the organism in Eukaryota, Fungi, Ascomycota, Eurotiomycetes, Eurotiales, Aspergillaceae. Gene Ontology annotation, molecular function: ATP binding; D-glucose binding; fructokinase activity.
AUGGCUGAAGCCAACCUUGAGCAGCAACCUAACCUGCUAGCUCAAGCAGAGCAGAUUGCUCUCAAUUUUGACCUUAGUACUGAGCACGUCAAACAAGUGACGAGCCAUUUCGUCCGCCAGUUGAAGGACGGCCUCGUCAAUCACCGGGUCUGGCAGUUACCCUCCUACGUGCGAAGCGUGCCCACAGGCAAGGAAAAGGGGCGGUUCCUGGCCGUUGAUCUCGGCGGUAGCAAUUGCAGGAUAUGUCUUGUCGACUUGCACGGCGACUCUACCUUUACCGUGACGCAGAGCAAGCACAGCGUCCCGCCAACUGUCAUGGUUAACUGCAGCUAUCGGCCUCUUUUCGAUUUCCUUGCGCAGCGGAUAGCGGAAUUUCUCGAUGAGCAUCUCGACCCUGCCAGUCCGUCGCCGUACAGGCUAGGUUUCACGUUCAGUUUCACCUGCGAGCAGACGUCCCUCGCUGGCGGGCGUCUCAUACACUGGGACAAAGGCUGGGAUAUCCCCGAUGCGGUUGGUCGAGAUCCCUGCGUCAUGUUGCAAGAGGCUAUUGAUGUGCUGGGGUUACCGGUUGUGGUGACCGUUCUGGCAAAUGAUAGUGUUGGUACGCUCCUGACGAGAGCCUACAGCUCCGGCCAGCAGGCUUCGACCCUCGGUGCGGUCAUCUUCGGGACGGGAACCAACGCCGCUUACGUCGAGAAGCUGUCUAAUGUGCGUCGACUGGGUGUCAAGGCACGCGAGGAUGAAAUCAUGGUGAUGAAUACGGAAUGGGGCUGUCUCGACGACAAGAUGGAAGUCUUACCGCGGACAUCCUUCGACGACGCCCUCGACGCAGCGUCGGUCGAUCCAGGCUCGCAGAUGUUCGAAAAGAGGGUUUCGGCCCUGUACCUUGGGGAGCUACUCCGGCUGGUGAUUGUUCAACUGCUGCAGACGGAUGCGUUUGACAUGAAGGUCGACAAGGCCUCAAAGGUCUUCCAGUUAGGCGGCGUUGAUUGUCCCGUUCUGUCGGGGCUUGCCUUGAUUGAUCCCGACGAUUUCGACGGCGCUAGGAUAUUUAUCCAGGACACAUUGUCUGCGGAAAAUGUCAGCCAAGUCGAUGUCCAGGCUAUACGACUACUGGCCACGUCUAUUGCGCGACGAGCAGCACGUCUAGCGGGCGCCUCUCUAGCAGCCAUCAUCAUCCAAAGCGAGCGCCUUGACAUUCAAUACCACCGCUCAAGACAAUCGACCUCAGCCCCUGUCGGUACGAUCAACCGCUCCCAGCUUGUGACUCCCCGCUGGCGCCGAUUCUUGGGCUGCAUGGGAAUGAGUUCACCAAGCAGUAAACCGCUACCAUGGCAUGCAGACCUCCAGACCUGUAUGGACGACGACGACAUCGUCGACAUCGUCGACAUCGGAGCGGACGGCUCGCUAAUCGAAUUCUACCCUGGCUUCGAGGCCGAGAUGCGUGGUGCAAUGCGGGAUGUACCAGAAAUUGGAGAGGCUGGUGAGCGAAGAAUCCGUAUAGGUCUUGCAAAGGACGGGUCCGGUGUUGGUGCUGCCUUGAUGGCGCAGGCAGCGAGUCAGUGUGAGCAGGAAAGUAGAAGAAUGGAUUGA